ACUCCCUCUCCCCUCUCCCCCCACCAUCGCUGUGCGUUGCUCUCACCCUCCGCAACACUCUCUCGCCCUCAGGAGACUCCGCACACUGAGAGGUUCCAUGACCGCCCAAAGGUAACAUCAGCUGUUUGAUAGUGCUUCACCAUCGUCAAAAAUGCUCCUUUCACAGAUCACCUUCAAAGUUAAAGGAGUGGCCCUCCCAGGUGAGGUUUUUGCAGUAUGUGGAAACUGUGCUGCUUUAGGUCACUGGUAUCCUCAGAAAGCUGUGCUUCUGGAACCAGAUGCCAACGAUGGUAUGGUGUGGAGGUCAACGGUCCAUCUACAUAGAGAUAUACUUUUCCAAUAUCGCUAUUUUAAGUGUUCUCCCUUGGAACCCAAGAACCCUGCUGGUCUUCGGCAAGUACUAGUCAACACGUGGGAGACCCAUCCUCAUCCACGAUCAUUUAAUCCGUCGGAAGCAGACUGCAUUUUGAAUGAUGACUACUUUGGAUGGCAAAAUGGUGUUGAAAAAUUGGAUUCUGGAUGGUUAACGUGCCAAACUGAAAUUCGUCUGAGAUUGCACUAUUCUGACAAACCACCAGUUUUGAUAUCCAAGAAGAAGUUCAAGAAAUCCAGGUUUAGGGUAAAGUUGACUUUGGAAGGUUUGGAAGAGGACGAUGAUGAAGAGAAACCAAUACCUUCCCCGGGGCAAAAAAUGGCCAAUACAUUAGAAAUUUCCUUAAUCAGCAACAAUGGAUAUAAAUCACGUCACUCGCAGCCAGAUUGUGGAUAUGCCUUGGAAAAUGACCAGUGGACUGAGUAUAGCAUUCAAACCAUGGAACCUGAUAACCUAGAACUCAUCUUCGACUUCUUUGAGGAAGAGUUGAGUCAAACAGUAGUACAAGGAGAUGCACUUCCAGGUCAAGUGGGAAGUGCCUGCCUUCUGUCUUCAACCAUUGUAGAAAAAACUAGCGGGAUUAUUACACUGCCUAUUAUGAGCAGAAACUCAAGACAAACCAUUGGAAAAGUGAACGUUGACUACAUCAUCAUUAAACCUAUGCAAGGUUACAACCUUGAUAUGAGUCCUUCCAUUUCUAAGUACUGGAAACCAAGAAUGCCAUUAGAUGUUGGGCACAGAGGUGCAGGAAAUUCAACAACUGCAAACCUUGAUAAAGUUCGAGAAAACACCAUUGCUUCCUUCAAAAAUGCUGCUGGUCACGGUGCUGCCUUUGUGGAAUUCGAUGUGCAAAUUUCAAAAGAUUAUGUUCCUGUUGUGUACCAUGACCUCACCUGCUGUAUCUCGAUGAAAAAGAAAGCGGAUAAGGGGAUUGUUGGAGAAUCUGCAGAAUUGUUUGAAAUUCCAGUAAAGGAGCUUACAUUUGAGCAACUACAGCUGUUAAAGUUGGCGCAUGUGACUGCUUUGAAGUUGAAUGAAGAUAAAGCAAAUUCUGUGGAUGAAGAAAACGAUGCUUCAGAAAACCAACCAUUUCCAUCCCUGAAACAGGUGUUAAAAUGUGUGCCUGAGCGUAUUGGAUUCAAUAUUGAAAUUAAAUGGCCAUAUCAGCAAAGAGAUGGUGUUUGGGAAGGUAACAUGGAAACUUAUUUAGAUAUGAAUCAUGUUGUUGACAUAAUCCUGAAAUGUGUGUUGGAAAAUGCAGCCAACAGAAGAAUCGUGUUUUCUUCAUUCGUUUGUGAUGUCUGUUCAAUGUUUAGACAGAAGCAAAACAAGUAUCCAGUUCUUUUUCUCACCCAAGGCUAUUCGAAUGUCUACCCAGAGCUAAUGGAUCUCAGGGGCCGAACUACUUCAAUCGCAAUGAGUUUUGCACAAUCAGAAAACCUUCUUGGAAUCAAUGUGCACACAGAGGACUUGCUUCGAAACCUGGACUACAUUUAUCAGGCCAAGUCAAAGGGUUUGGUUAUUUUUUGCUGGGGCGAUGAUACGAAUGAAUCUAACAACAGGAGAAUAUUGAAGGAAUAUGGAAUUGAUGGCCUGAUCUAUGACAAGAUCUGUGACGCUCUGAUGGGACAGACAAGCAUCUUCCGAGUGGAGGAAUUCGAGGAUCUAAAGCAGCAAUUACCAGAUACUGCAUUUGUCAAUUGUUCCUGUUCCGAUGACAGCCAUUUUGCCUGUCUCUCUCCGUUGUGCAAUUUUAACGGGACCAAUUAUCAAAGUGAACUCAAAACAUGUGAACAGGCAUCGAGCAUAGAGUCUGAUUCAAGACAAAGUUACAGUUCAUCUUGAUCCUCCAUCUACAUUUUUGGAUUGCAUUGGCUAUUCACCCAUUCGCCUCCCUCAUUCACAGUGAUAAAACCAAUACAUUCUUUUGAAAUAAGAAACCUCUCUAAUAAUCAUGAACAUUUAUAGUUGUAAUUUCUUUACAAUGCCUUUCCAUUCCUGUCAGAAUUUCAGAUGGAUGGGACAUUGACACAGUGCAAUUUUAUCUAUGUUUACACUUUUAGGUUAUACAGGUAUUCUGGUCGGUUUGUGCCACUACACAAGUUUCAUCUUUACCAGAGCACGUUACUUACUGUAUUACAACCUUCUUGACCUUUUUUUUAACUUAUCAUUAUCUUGGUGCAUAGAAAUCAUCCUCUGGGAAGGAAACUAUUUGUUUCAGAUUGGAACAGUGAGCAACUUGUACGUAAUAAAUAGGUCUUCCCCACAGUGAAUCAAAAAGCACAUUACUCCCUUUCCCAAGCUUACUUUUCUUCACACAGUAGGUGUUGGUUGAAUUUUGUAGUAUUCCCAAUACUAUUGCAUUUUGAAUUCCUGUUUUUCUUUUUAAUUCUGAUGGGGAGUGAGUAGUCUGUAUUGAAAUGAAGAGACAUCCAGGCGGAAGGCAAGUGUGGUUUGUUUUGAGGCUAUCUCCAAGAAGGAACUCAAAUUGUUUUAAGCCUUGGAUAUUGUACUUGGAGAUUUGUAGUCUUAUCUGUGACAGAAGGGUACAUUUUAUUAGCUGUGCAAGGUGGGGAUGUUUAUUUGGUGAAGCUUCCCUGUUCUGCUUCUUUUUCUUUAAAAUAACACAACCUUCAACAAUUUGUUCAACACUUUUUAUUUGUGACUUAUCCCAGUAAAUGUGGAUUAACAAGUCAGAGGAAUGUCCCUGUAUUGCUUGUAUGUAACAUGGAAAUAUGGGAAAAGUAAAUGCAUGACACUGUUGUAUCUUUUCACACUUACUGCAACAAAUAAGAUCCUCUUAUCUGUGCAGUUGUUUGUAUUCCAAAGCAAGUCUCGAUAUCCCACUGUAAUUUUCAGCUUUCACAUUUUGUCUCCUAGAAAAUAUCUUGUGUUGUAUAAAUGAAGCUUUUUGAAAGAGUUAUUCUGUACAAAAAUCUAUUGGUCUAUUAACUGAACAUUAAGAUGUGGUUAAGUAUUUGUGUACACAAGCAGUAGUGUCUGAAGAGAAAAUGUUAACAGCUGCUGUAUAUACAUCAUAACUAAAGAUUUCCCUGAUUUCACUGAAACAGAAUGUUUCAUACCCUCAUACAAAGGAUAGCUGUGAUGGAUAUGUGCAAGGACAUUUUUUUGAGAACCAGUGACUUACUAUUAUGACACAAGCAGUGACUUAUAAUGAAGUUCUGUCUAAUUCAGUUUGUUGAUUGUGCAACCAUUAUCUCAAAAUAUGGUUGCUGUCUUAAUUUGUGACUUAUAAAAAUCUUUUGUUUUUUUUCCCAUUGAAUAUUAAGUCUAGAAUAAAGACACUGUACAAUACAGUGUGGAGGUGGGCUUUAACAAAAUCAACCCAAGAACAAAAAUUGAGUCAGAGAACCAAUACUCUUGUACUUUACUUUGACACUUCUACAUGUCCUUUAAAAAUUAAUGACAGCCCAAUUCGCGAUAUCUUUGUUUUCUAACUGUUAAUAAAAGACUGUCCAGCCAUCUGUCAAGUGUAAGUGUCUGGACAUAUGGGUUUGUUUGGUCAGACAGUGCACAGAGUUGGUACUCUAUUAGUAUUCAGUGGGAAGGAGGUUCCAAUUAGGAAAUAUGCACUUUUUAUUAAGGUUUAAGAUAUGACAUUUUAACACCAAUACAAACGUUUGUACAAAUAGCAAAAUAGUUCCUUUGUUUCUGUUUGUUAUUCAGAGAGCUUCUGAUCCUAGUGCAAUUGCAGGAUAUCCUUUUUGAUAUAUGUGGGAUGACUUGAUUUCAUCAGGUUUAAAAGCUUAUGAACAUUAACUUCUAGUUUGCGAUUUCUCCACUAAUUCCUGUAAUUAGGUAAUCGUUGCAUUAAAGUAUUAUGCUUUGCAGAUUGAUAUAAAUUUUCAAUUUGUGAUAAGAAAAAAAACAAAUGUUCUUCCUCCCUGUGUAAUUUGCUUGGGAAGCCGAGUAUAUUGUUAGUGAACUUGAAUGCUGAGUAAUCUCUGAAUUGAAAUAAAAUUGCUACGUACAGCAGUCUGUUGCAGUUAAAUUACAGUACAUUAAUGUAAAAUUACACAGAAAUGCUUGCAUGUGCUGAAACCACGAUGCAGAAAUAUAUGAACAGUCAACAUUUAUGGUAUUUAAAGCUAAGGACUAUAUCUGCUUGUUUUAUAAAAUGUGAUAUGUGGCUCACAGGUUAUGAAGAUUGUAAACCUUGCCACAGAUUCUGUGUUUAACUUCAUUUUCUUAAGCCCCAUUGCAUGCUUUGGAACUUGGUAAAGAUUUGAAACUGCCUUUGUAUGCUCAGGAAAUACAGUGUGUCCAUUUGCAGUCAAUAGCAUGGGAUUGUCUUCUAAUUUUCUUCCUUGCCCAGUACACAUUAAUGUACACAUUUCAGAGUGAAAUAAAGUCAUAGCUAUUUAAUGCUCAA
Messenger RNA from Callorhinchus milii (elephant shark), 4766 nucleotides. It is a transcript of the gene gpcpd1, whose product is annotated as glycerophosphocholine phosphodiesterase 1. The record is from RefSeq and is a predicted model, not a curated record. Gene Ontology annotation, molecular function: glycerophosphocholine phosphodiesterase activity; starch binding. The transcript has 20 exons. Gene Ontology annotation, biological process: glycerophospholipid catabolic process. Lineage: Eukaryota; Metazoa; Chordata; Chondrichthyes; Chimaeriformes; Callorhinchidae. Bases 152 to 2218 code for a protein of 688 amino acids.